AUGGCCACAAUCAAGAGGCUUAGAGGCACGUUUCGGUAUGCUUGGCUCUUUUACCCGCGGGACAAAAAGGCUGGCACAAAGAGUCGAGAUGCGGAGGAAACAACAACGUUCGACUGCCAGAACAACGUUUCAACGCCCAAGUCUGCAUCGUCACCACCACCAAAGCCGUUGUUGGACCCGUGGCGGAGCUGCCUGGAUGAUGUUUAG
Messenger RNA from Akanthomyces muscarius, 207 nucleotides. RefSeq lists its product as uncharacterized. The transcript has 2 exons. The coding region runs from base 1 to 207 and encodes 68 amino acids. Lineage: Eukaryota; Fungi; Ascomycota; Sordariomycetes; Hypocreales; Cordycipitaceae. The record is from RefSeq and is a predicted model, not a curated record.